GAUCUUGUUAUCAGGGGCUCCCCAGCACUGGUGCUGCUGCCUCUGAGUCAUCUCUGUUGUGCUGAAUAUGGAAAAGUCUAGAAGCAGAAGGUUGCCGGCACACUUGCCAGGGUUAAUGCCAGAGUCUAAACAUCAACUCUGCCAGGACAGGCUGUUAUUUGGAGGCUGAAGUCCCAGACAGAGCUUGAUGUGAAGGACCAGGAGAAGCAAACAGCACCUCUCCUCAGAAACAGACAUCUUGUGGAUUGGAUACCCUGCUCCUGGCUGCCUUGACCCUGUUCCCUGCAGCUUGGACACCCUGACCUGGUAUGGUGUGAAUAUGCGUUGCUUGGCAGCUCGGGUCAACUACAAGACUCUGAUCAUCAUCUGCGCCCUCUUCACCCUGGUGAUGGUGCUGCUCUGGAACCGAUGCUCCUCCGACAGAGCUGGCCCCUUCCCGCGCAGCCUGCCCGCCUCCGAGAGCGACCUGGCCCGCCAGCAGAGCGAGGAGGCGUCCCCCCAGGAGCAGCAGAAGGCUCCCCCCAUCGCAGCGGGGUUCAACAAAGCCCCGGGGCUGAAGUACGAGGAGAUAGACUGUCUGAUCAAUGACGAGCACACCGUUAAAGGGAGGAGGGAAGGCAACGAGGUCUUCCUGCCGUUCAGCUGGGUAGAGAAAUACUUUGAGGUUUAUGGGAAAAUUGCUCAGUACGAUGGUUAUGACAGGUUUGAAUUCUCUCAUAGCUACUCCAAAGUAUACACACAGCGAGCACCUUACCACCCCGAUGGGGUCUUCAUGUCCUUCGAGGGCUACAAUGUGGAGGUUCGGGACAGAGUCAAGUGCAUAAGCGGUGUUGAAGGUGUGCCAUUAUCCACGCAGUGGGGCCCUCAAGGCUAUUUCUACCCCAUCCAGAUUGCACAGUACGGGUUGAGUCACUACAGUAAGAACCUGACCGAGAAACCCCCUCACGUGGAGGUCUAUGAAACAGCCGAAGAGAAGGACAGAGCCAGCAGGUCUGCGGAGUGGACGGUGCCCAAAGGCUGCUCCCUGUCCACAGUGUCUGACAGAGCCAAGUUCACCAGUGUCAAGCAGUUCAUCGCUCCAGACAGCACCGAGGGGAUAUCUCUGCAGCUUGGGAACACCCGAGACUUCAUCAUUUCCUUUGAUCUCAAAUUCAUCACAAACGGGAGCGUUUCCGUGGUUCUCGAGACAACGGAGAAGAACCAGCUCUUCACCGUGCACUACGUCUCCAACAACCAGCUCAUCGCCUUUAAGGACCGAGACAUCUACUACGGCAUCGGCGCCAGGACUAGCUGGAGCACCCUCACCAGGGACCUGGUGACCGACCUGCGCAAAGGCGUCGGGCUCUCCAACACGAAAGCUGUGAAGCAGACCAAAAUCAUGCCCAAGAGAGUGGUGAGGCUGGUGGCCAAGGGAAGAGGCUUCCUCGACAACGUCACCAUCUCGGCCACCGCUCACAUGGCGGCUUUUUUCGCUGCCAGCAACUGGUUGGUGAGGAACCAGGAUGAAAGGGGUGGCUGGCCCAUCAUGGUGACGAGGAAGCUGGGGGAAGGCUUUAAGUCCUUGGACCCGGGCUGGUACUCGGCCAUGGCCCAAGGACAGGCCAUCUCGACGCUGGUGCGGGCGUACCUGCUGACGAAGGACCAGGCGUUCCUCAGCGCGGCGCUGCGCGCUACGGCGCCCUACAAGCUGCCAUCGGAGCAGCGUGGGGUCAAGGCUGUCUUCAUGAACAGGCACGACUGGUACGAGGAGUACCCGACCUCCCCCAGCUCCUUCGUGCUCAACGGCUUCAUGUACUCCUUAAUCGGCCUCUAUGACUUGAAAGAAACGGCUGGGGAGAAGCUGGGGAAGGAGGCGCGGGUCCUCUACGAGCGGGGCAUGGAGUCCCUCAAGGCCAUGCUUCCCCUCUACGACACCGGGUCAGGGACCAUCUACGACCUUCGGCACUUCAUGCUGGGCACUGCUCCCAACCUGGCCCGCUGGGACUAUCACACCACCCACAUCAACCAGCUCCAGCUCCUCAGCACCAUCGACGAGUCGCCCAUCUUCAAGGAGUUCGUCAAGCGUUGGAAGAGCUACCUGCGAGGCGGGCGGGCAAAGCACAACUAGAGCUCACAACCAAACCCCUGCGUCCU
Messenger RNA from Neopsephotus bourkii (Bourke's parrot), 2133 nucleotides. RefSeq names its product glucuronic acid epimerase (gene GLCE). Lineage: Eukaryota; Metazoa; Chordata; Aves; Psittaciformes; Psittacidae. Gene Ontology annotation, cellular component: Golgi apparatus. Gene Ontology annotation, molecular function: heparosan-N-sulfate-glucuronate 5-epimerase activity. Bases 320 to 2107 code for a protein of 595 amino acids. The record is from RefSeq and is a predicted model, not a curated record. The transcript has 4 exons. Gene Ontology annotation, biological process: heparan sulfate proteoglycan biosynthetic process.